UUUCCCUUGUUGAUAAAUAGUUAGUUCUAUAGCAUCCGAAGUGAAGAUAAAGUAGAUUUCUUGCCCAAAUAAACGGCAAAGCAGCCUUUUUUGCAACAGAAAUAACAAAGCCAUGCUGCUGAACUCUUCAUUUCUUCUCUCCAAUAUUUCUUUUCCAUAUACUCCUUCAUCUUGUCAUACAACUCAAGCUUUUCCCAGACAGAAGUCAACAUCCCAGUGCUGCUUAGCUGCCUCAUUACAAGAUAAAAGGGUUAGGGAACAGAAAGUAAAUAUAUUGCAAUAUGAGGACAAUAUGAAGCGCAGAUCUCUCCUGUUUUUUCUGAUUACAUCUGGCAUAUCUCCCGCUCUCCCCGCUUUUGGGAAAACAAAGAGCAAAAACCCGUAUGAUGAAAGACGGUUACUAGAGCAGAACAAACGGAUCCAGAGAGAAAAUAAUGCCCCUGAAGAGUUUCCCAGUUUCAUCAGAGAAGGUUUUGAAGUUAAAGUAGUAACUUCUGAUAACUAUGUAAAGCGUGAUUCAGGUCUUAUAGUGUGGGAUUUUGCUGUUGGUGAAGGUGAUUGCCCAAAGGAUGGUCAACAGGUGACAUUCCACUAUAUUGGUUAUAAUGAGUCUGGACGUCGUAUUGACAGCACAUACCUUCAAGGUAAACCUGCAAACAUUCGGAUGGGCACUAAAGCAUUGGUCCCAGGUUUUGAGGAAGGAAUUAGAGACAUGAGACCUGGGGGAAAAAGGAGAAUAAUCAUACCUCCAGAAUUAGGACCUCCGUUUCAAAGCUAGGAUAUUAUGUGCAUAGAUCACGGAAGUAUGAGAAGAAAAGCACUUCUCUGCAGAAGAUAAUUUGUUCUUUCAAGAAAUGUAUUAGAACAUUACAUUUAAGCAAAGUCACCUUCAGGCAGCAAUUGCAACUCCUUUGUGACUUGAGCAAAAUAUAGGUCGUCAACACCUUGAAAAUCACAUUUAGAGCCACGCUUAUGCAGUUGUAUUUCUUAAAACUAUGUAAAUUACUACUCUAUUGUAAAUUUUGAUUAUAGCUCCAAGUAAUAUACAGUCAAACCAUCAUUUGUUCCAAUAUUUUUUGGUUGUU
This is a messenger RNA of Lycium ferocissimum, 1085 nucleotides long. Its product is annotated as peptidyl-prolyl cis-trans isomerase FKBP20-2, chloroplastic. The transcript is spliced from 7 exons. The record is from RefSeq and is a predicted model, not a curated record. Lineage: Eukaryota; Viridiplantae; Streptophyta; Magnoliopsida; Solanales; Solanaceae. Gene Ontology annotation, molecular function: peptidyl-prolyl cis-trans isomerase activity. Bases 113 to 778 code for a protein of 221 amino acids.